Molecule: messenger RNA, 243 nt
Organism: Alternaria burnsii
Lineage: Eukaryota; Fungi; Ascomycota; Dothideomycetes; Pleosporales; Pleosporaceae
Exons: 1
Coding region: 1-243 (80 amino acids)
Source: RefSeq, a predicted model, not a curated record
AUGAUAGCAGGCCAUACAUGCGAUGAUCGUCGACUCUGGAUUUCUACGAUGAGGAAGCAAUGUACAACGUCUCCAAAAUCAAUGGGCAUCAGGUGGAGACGGGUAUGGCGGCCGUUCCUGACGAUCAUCCGUGCUGGUGACGAUGGUUUCGUUUACGCGAACGGCCGAACGUCCACAGAACGUCAAAGUCAGCCUCUUCGUCUGCUGGCUCGCGACCCGCCACCCCCAUGUACAACUAAUUGA